CCUCAAGCACUCAAUUAUUGAUAACCUAAUUGGCCCAGUAUCUGAAAGGUUUAAAAAAUCGUGAUGACUUCGCAAUUGUUGGGGCUGCUUUCGCGCUGGAUUUUGGACAUUCAGGCCGUUAUUGCAGAACUGCAACGCGAGAGUGCAUCCUUCAACGGAUAUUCUCUUCCUACUUCGGCACCGAAUCUCCGGCGUAAUUGUGAUGGCGGUCAGCGCUUAAAGUGGACAAAGACCUUAGUCUUUACUAACUCCAAUCGCAAAAACUGCAAUAAAUGCGGAGUGCGGGGUCACACUUCGGCGAAGUGUUUGAGCGAAGAAGAGUGUUUCCUCUGCUGUAAUCGUGAUCACCGGCUCGGGAAGUGUCCAGAACUAGCGGCCCCUCUCUUUGAGUUUGAGGAUGAACCAGUUUCUUACCGGGAAACUUCGGAUAACCCUGACGUGCUUGCAACUUGCUCAAGGAGAGCCCCACUUAGCGAUUCUGGAAACUUGCCCAUCGCUGCUUCUGCUUCGGAAGUGUACCCUCUUCUUGACAUGGAGUGUCCCCCGACGGCGGCAGUCACGAAGGAAGCAACGGUUACAGCAUCCAUGCCAGUUUUUUCUCCACCAUUGUCGUCUAGCUUGUUAGCGACGGUUCUGCCACCACCUCCGGCGGAUUUCGAACCAUGCAGAUCCUCAUGGUUGGCAUGCGCUCCCCUAUUGGGUUCUCCCGUUGGCAACGCUGGGGGUACGUCAUCGGAGCCAGGUCUGCGCCUGGUUGCUGCAGCUUGUGAUCCUGGUCUUGGCAGUGAACCGUCCCGCAGCGGACGACAACCACUAUGCUCAACGUACGAUGGUACUUCUACUGACACGGAGAGUGGGCCAGCUCUAGCCGGUUGCAAUCUGCUAAAUUAUCAGGACUACAGCGAUGGAGACUAUUCCUCGGAUAGCACGUCCAACUCGUUUGAUAGGGUCGUUGGUGGCAGAGGAACGAGGCGACGACGGCGGCGGCGAAGAGAGGGUUCGUUGGGGUCUACCUCGUUCAGGACGAUGCAGAUGACUCGGCACGAGACCCUCAAAGAUUAUGCAAAACGGCUUGAAGAAGCCUUCCUGCAAGACUACCCCGGAAAAUCUGCCGGUACAAGCCGCCGACUUCGAGAUCAAUUCUUGGCUACUUAUCAUCAUGAAUUCGACAAAGAUGUUUCUUUUCUCGUGGGGCUAAAGUAUGAUAAAUUUGACUGGCGAAGUGUGAGAAAAUGCAUUUCAAUGUACUGUACUUGAAAAUUGGGAUGUAUAG
This is a messenger RNA of Hyalella azteca, 1273 nucleotides long. RefSeq lists its product as uncharacterized. Gene Ontology annotation, molecular function: zinc ion binding; nucleic acid binding. Bases 64 to 1257 code for a protein of 397 amino acids. The transcript has 2 exons. Lineage: Eukaryota; Metazoa; Arthropoda; Malacostraca; Amphipoda; Hyalellidae. The record is from RefSeq and is a predicted model, not a curated record.